AGGCUGUUUCUCCUCGGGUUCCAAUCCAGACGAAUCUGAUUUACUGCUUCUUUUCGUGCCUCGGGAAGUUGACUUUGAUUUUGGAACUAUCGAAAAAUUAGUAUCAAAUAACAAUAUUAAUAUAGAACCUUUCUUAUUACCCAUAUAUCUAUUGAUUCUUACAGCACGGACGCCAUCAUUUUCAGUUACUUCUUCGAACAGGUAUGACCAAUACUGAUCUAGUGUUUUAAUAUCAUCAGGAAGAUUGUUUGCAAUGAAUUCCACGUUUGAAUCCACAAAGUUAGCGAGACUUGGUCGCCUAGCAACCUUGAGGUAGUCAGAAAUAGCUACCAUGGUUAAUUUGUUGCUAUGUUAGUUACAUACAAACAAAAAUUUAUAUCCCGUUAUGUCUUGCUUAGCAACGUACCUUUGCGAUGUAAUUCCAUGGCAACUGAAACUUAACAAACGUGUUGCUUCGGAAGAAGGUGGCGAUUGGAAGCUGCGGAACGCGUUUCUUAACUUCUGCUUUUUUUUUGUUGCUCAGCAACCAAUUAUUGCUCAGUCAACUCAUAGAAACAGUUUCUCAAUGAAUUUUUUUUUAUUAGAGUGAAACUAUCGUCUUAGCUGCUCGAGUGGACGUUGUUAACUCACGUUUCUUAGACGAUGUUACUUUUUCAAUUUGCUCGAGUGGCCGUUGUUCACUUUCUUUCAGGGUGACGCUAUUCACGCUCGCCCGAGUGGCCGUCGUUAACUCACGUCGCGCAUUUUCUUUUUUGGGAUUGCUGUUGCACUUAGCUUCCUCGAGUGGCCGUUGUUCACUUU
Molecule: messenger RNA, 801 nt
Organism: Zychaea mexicana
Lineage: Eukaryota; Fungi; Mucoromycota; Mucoromycetes; Mucorales; Lichtheimiaceae
Exons: 3
Coding region: 386-589 (67 amino acids)
Source: RefSeq, a predicted model, not a curated record